Messenger RNA from Argentina anserina (silverweed cinquefoil), 1580 nucleotides. Its product is annotated as DEAD-box ATP-dependent RNA helicase 7-like. Gene Ontology annotation, molecular function: RNA helicase activity; RNA binding; ATP binding. Bases 189 to 1253 code for a protein of 354 amino acids. The transcript has 7 exons. Lineage: Eukaryota; Viridiplantae; Streptophyta; Magnoliopsida; Rosales; Rosaceae. The record is from RefSeq and is a predicted model, not a curated record.
CGAGUAGCCACUUUCUACCCGCGGGAAAUCGCUGUGACGUCCGGCAACGACCCCGGACAGCGCCGAUAGUGUCCGCCAUCCCACUCGGUAACUGGACGGAGAAGAAGCAGGAGAAGGCCUUCUCUCUUGAGCUAUAAAUCACAUAUACGUUAUAAAUAAAUACACAUUUCACCCUAUAGAGGACCAGCAUGUCUUUGAUAGGUACUGACAAGAAGGAGAAGAAGAUGAAGAAGGCAAAAAAGGAAAACAUGGAAACUCCUGUUCCGAUGAGCAUCGAUAAGAAGAGCAAGAAAGAGUCAAAGAAGCGAAAGGCUUUGGAUAAGGACGCAGAUGCGGGCGACAAGGAAAACAUGAUUGAGCCCUUAAACAAUGCCAAACCCAACAGCGGGUUGGAAGUGCAAAAGACUAAAAAGAAAUCAAAGAAGGCCAAGGUGGAGAAAGAGGAGAAGAAAAGGAACGUGGAGGAGGACGCCUCGAAUGUGGUGCUGAUGGCUAAAAAGAAAUCAAAGACAACCAAGGAGGAGAAAGAGGGGAACAAACAGAAUGUGCAGGAGGAGGACGAGAACCUUAAUGCAGUGUCACAGUCUCGUAUUUUGCAGCCAUUGAGGGCUAAGUUGAAGGAGAGAGGGAUCAAGAACUUGUCUCCAAUUCAGGCCAUGACCUUUGAUACUGUCUUGGAUGGGUUCGACUUGCUGGCACAGGCUCCUGCUGGCCAGGAUAAAACUCUGGCUUUUGUGUUGCCCAUCCUGCAGACUCUAAUAAAUGGUUCUGCAGAACAAUCUAAAAAAACUGGACACAGGGCUCCAAGUGCUAUCGUACUUUUACCUACAAGGGACUUGGCCAUACAGGUUCUUAAGGAAUUUGGAUUUUACGGCGGUUCUUUGGGAUUAGUGUCAUGUUGUAUAUACGGAGGAUCCUCCCACAAGGUUCAAACAAAGAAGUUAAAGAGAGGUCAGGUUGAUAUCAUUGUUGGAACACCUGGUCGUGUAAAGGAUCAUAUAGACGAGGGCAACAUAGACUUGAGCAGUUUAAAGUUUCGGGUCCUUGGUGAAGCUGAUGAACUGUCGAAGAAGGGGUUAGUUGAACAUGUGGAGUUCAUUCUAGGCAAGGUUAAUGAUGUAACCAAAGUUCAAACACUUCUCUUCAGUACAAACAUGCCCCCUUGGUUGAAAGAGAUUGCUCCCUCCAGGUAUCUUACCUCAGGUUAUAAAAAGGUUGAUCUGACUAGUAAUAAAAAAAUGAAGGCCACUUAAGGAGCCAAGGUCGCGGCGACUUUAGUAACAGAUGGUGAAGUCUCCAAGCGCGUUGCGCACCAUCUAAUCUGUAUGUGAAGGUCGCAUGCAAGAGUGAUGUAGCUAGUAAAUCGACUGGUGGUAGUGAAGUUGAUCGGUUUUUUCCCAAUGUGUCCGAUCAAUUUUGUUGAAAUGAAAGUCCACUUUUAAUUUCAGUUUUCUAUUUACAGGAGGAAAUUAAAACUAUUGUUUGCAUUGAGGCUUUCUCAUGAUUGAAAAAUCCAGAGCACAAAGACUGCAGGAUUGUUAUCGUACCUCCAGUGCUUGUGGGCUAAAGGAGCUGUAUAA